Messenger RNA from Scomber japonicus (chub mackerel), 1114 nucleotides. It is a transcript of the gene jdp2a, whose product is annotated as Jun dimerization protein 2a. Gene Ontology annotation, cellular component: nucleus. The transcript has 4 exons. The coding region runs from base 68 to 664 and encodes 198 amino acids. Gene Ontology annotation, molecular function: DNA-binding transcription factor activity, RNA polymerase II-specific; RNA polymerase II cis-regulatory region sequence-specific DNA binding. Gene Ontology annotation, biological process: regulation of transcription by RNA polymerase II. The record is from RefSeq and is a predicted model, not a curated record. NCBI's taxonomy places the organism in Eukaryota, Metazoa, Chordata, Actinopteri, Scombriformes, Scombridae.
CUGGCAUAGCCUAAUUUCCGCAUUCCCAAAUCCUCCCAGAUUGGGAUCACGUUUAAAAAUCGGGCUGAUGCAACGAUUCCCACUUUUUAAAAUCUACUCUCGACCCUUGGCAGACCAGAAGAAAAGACAUUUGUUACACCUGGGAUCAAAGUCAGCUGUGGUCACGACCGAGUCUGACACGAUGCCAGGACAAAUCCCAGAUCCCUCUGUGACAGCAGGCUCCCUGCCUAGUCUGGGCCCACUAGCUGGGAUCUCAGCCACCACGCUGACUGACAAACUCAAAUUUGGUGACCUCCAGGAGUUUGGAACUAUGCUGUCACCUCUGCACUUCUUGGACAGUCUGGGGAAGAGGCCCCUGGUCAUCAAGACUGAGAGAGAUGAAGAGGAAGAGAGGAGGAAACGAAGGCGAGAGAAAAACAAAGUGGCUGCAGCGCGAUGUCGAAACAAAAAGAAAGAGAGGACAGAUUAUCUACAAAAGGAAUCGGAGCGACUAGAAAUGUUAAACUCUGAUCUUAAAGCCCAGAUUGAGGAGCUGAAGCUUGAGCGACAGCAGCUGAUCCUCAUGCUUAACCGCCAUCGUCCCACGUGUAUUGUCAGGACAGACAGUGUCAAAACCCCGGAGAGCGAGGUGAACCCCUUGCUGCUGCAGCUGGAGGCCAAGUGAAGGCUCGAUGAGUUUCUACAGUUUACAGUGGACAAGAAGCAGCCAACAAGCAGCACUUAGCUUUGGGCCUCGGUGAUGGAGGAGAACCAGCCAAGCCCUCCUAUUCCCAGACACAGAGCAUUACACAACAAAAUGUGGAUCAAAUAAGAUUGGACACUGUAUUGGCUGUUAAAUCAAACUUAUUUCUUUGUCUCUCUCUUGCUUUCAUAUUUAGUUGUCAUUUUGGUCAUCAGAGCUUCUUUCAGUAUGAAGGUAAAAGUGUUAACAUAACACAGCUUUUGGGUAAACACCCUUACAUUUCUGGAUUUGUCGCACAGGUCUGUAUGGCUAGCUGUUGGCUAAAUGUAGACAAUAUUUCAACACCUUUCCAGUAGUCAGUUACAAAAAAAUUAAAAAACACAAGUGGAAAAUAACUUAGGAAAUUGAGCUCAGUAAAUUAAGUCGUUCCUU